AUGGUUCUUCAUAACCCCAACAAUUGGCAUUGGGUGAAUAAAGAUGCGGCGCCAUGGGCUAGGCAGUAUUUAGAGGACAAUAUCCGUGUGUUACAUGUAGAAGAAAAUGGUGUCAGCGCCAAGCUUGACAAGUUGACGAGUAUGGACGGAGAUGUCGAUGUGAGUCAACGUAAAGGGAAAGUUAUUACCAUCUUUGAUGUGAAGCUUACAAUAGAGUACUCAGGAAAAACAAAAGAUGACGAGGAAGUGAGUGGUACAAUUACAGUGCCAGAAGUAGCCCAUGACACCGAGGAACACGAGUACGUCUUUGAUAUAGAUAUCAGUUCCAACUCUGCAUCAAAAGCCCCUGUCAGGGAUCUAGUGAAGAGCAAGAUCAUACCUCUUUUACGAAAAGAGUUUGUAAAACUUGGCCCAGCACUCAUAGCUGAGCACGGUAAAGAUAUACAGCAUUCAACCGGAUCAAGUUUAUCCAAUCCUAGUGCUCCAAUUCUAAAACAACAUGAAGCUAACCCUGCUUCAUCUAUGACGUCCUCAAGAACUGAAACCACCUCGACUGUCAAUACAACUACCGUGACAGAUAAUGAAGAGUUUCGAGCCCCUGCUACAGAGCUCUAUCGUACCUUUAUCGACCCCCAACGGAUUGCAGCUUUUACUCGAGCACCACCAAAAAUAUUUGAAGGAGCAAAUGUGGGCUGUAAAUUUGAGCUCUUUGGUGGGAACGUUGCAGGUGAAUAUACUGAGCUACUAGAACCAACAAAGAUCGUCCAGAAGUGGAGGUUAGACACAUGGCCUAAGGGCCACUUCUCUCGAUUAGAAAUUGUCUUUGAUCAAAACGAUAUUGACAACGUAACAGUAAUGAGAGUAACUUGGAGCGGUGUACCAAUUGGACACGAGGAGGUAACAAAGAAAAAUUGGAAAGAGUAUUAUGUACGUAGCAUUAAGCAGACAUUUGGCUUCGGUGCCAUUUUGUGA
Blumeria graminis f. sp. triticale is the source of this 972-nucleotide messenger RNA. The record is from the annotation of a GenBank genome assembly. Lineage: Eukaryota; Fungi; Ascomycota; Leotiomycetes; Helotiales; Erysiphaceae.